CUAUGACUCCAACAUGGAUGACAGCAGAGACAACAAGAAAAACCGUUUCUCCAACACAAUGGUGUUCAUGGAGGAGUACCUUAACAACGUUCUGAACGACGAGCUGCCAUUUCACAACGAGGAGAAAAACAAACUCACAUAUGAGGUGGUCAGUUUGGCCAGACAUCUGAUCUACUUUGGUUUCUAUAGUUUUUUUGAGCUGCUCAGACUCACAAGAACCCUGCUGGGCAUCAUCGACUGUAGACCCAAUCCUGGAUACACUGGGCUCUUGUUCCACGAUGAUGGAUCAGGGAAGAACGUGAAGCGCUCCAUACAUGGGAUGGGUCAGAUAAUGUCCACCAUGGUCCUCAACAGGAAACAGUCCUUAUUUGGAGGUCCAGGAGCCAGAGGGGCAGGGGUGGGGGCGGGACUUAUGCUUGAAGGACAGAGAGGCAGUAAAGAUAGUAUCGACAAAACAGACCUGACAGUGAUGGACACCAAGCUGAAGAUACUGGAGAUAUUACAGUUCAUCCUGAAUGUUCGUCUGGACUACCGUCUGUCCUUCCUGCUCUCUGUGUUCAAGAAGGAGUUUGUGGAUGUUUAUCCCAUGGCUGAUGCUGAUGCUACGACGAAUAUGGAGCAUGCAGCCACCAUCAACCUGCAGCACAUUGGAGAGCAGGCAGAGGCCAUGUUUGGAGUUGGGAAGGGGAACAGUAUCCUGGAGGUGGAUGAUGAAGGCGGCCGGAUGUUCCUGCGGGUGCUGAUACACCUCACCAUGCAUGACUAUCCUCCUCUGGUGUCUGGAGCGCUGCAGCUUCUCUUCAGACACUUCAGCCAGAGACAGGAAGUGCUGCACACCUUUAAACAGGUCCAGUUACUGAUCUCUUCCCAAGAUGUGGAGAACUACAAACUGAUCAAGUCAGAUCUGGAUCGUCUCCGAACGUUGGUGGAGAAAUCUGAGCUGUGGGUGGAGAAGAAGAGCUCAGGUGGAGGGGAUGGGAAGAAGGACAAAAAGGAGAAGAAGGAGAAGGUAGAGGUGGCAUCAGAGGAAGAGACGCCCAAGAAAGACAAACUUGAAAAAGGCAACGAGAGCUACCAGAAAGUCAAAGAGAUCCUGGAGAGGUUGAAUAAGAUGUGCAGCACUGGGGUUUGGAAGAAGCAGCAGAGGUUGUUGAAGAACAUGGGAGCUCAUAAAGUCAUGCUGGACCUGCUGCAGGUGUCCUACGACAAGAGCGAUGUGAAGAUGCAGGAGAUCAUCAAGUAUACUCACUUGUUCCUGCAGAAGUUCUGUACGGGGAACCAGGAGAACCAGGUUUUGCUGCACAAGAACCUCAACCUCUUCCUCAACCCAGGGCUGCUGGAGGCAGAGACUGUGCAGCACAUCUUCAGUAACAACUACCAGCUCUGCACCGAGAUCUCUGAGAGCGUCCUGCAGCACUUCAUCCACUGUCUGGCCACGCACGGCCGACACGUUCAGUACCUCAACUUCCUCCACACCAUCAUCAAGGCCGAGGGCAAGUACGUGAAGAAGUGCCAGGACAUGAUCAUGACCGAGUUAACGAACUCGGGCGAGGAUGUUGUCGUCUUUUACAACGACAAAACUUCCUUCAACGUCAUGCUGGAGCUGAUGGCAGAGAGCAGGGAGGGGGUCGGGGAGACUAGCCCACUCAGGUAUCACAUCUCACUGGUGGAGCUGUUAGCCGCCUGUGCAGAAGGGAAAAACGUUUACACUGAGAUCAAAUGUACGUCGCUGCUGCCGCUGGAGGACGUGGUCAGAGUGGUGACGCACGAGGACUGCAUCACUGAGGUGAAGGUGGCUUAUGUAAACUUUGUCAAUCACUGCUACGUGGACACGGAGGUGGAGAUGAAGGAGAUCUACACGUCCAACCACAUCUGGAAGCUGUUUGAAGACUUCACAGUGGACAUGGCCAGGGUGUGUAAUAAACGAGAGAAGCGUCUUUCUGAUCCCAUCCUGGAGAAGUACAUCAUUAACGUGGUUUUUGACACCAUCAACGCCUUCUUCAGCUCUCCGUUCUCUGAGAAUAGCACGUCUCUGCAGACUCAUCACACCAUUGUGACUCAGCUGCUUCAGUCGUCUGUCAGGCUGUUGGACUGUCCCUGGCUGCAGCAGCAGCACCGAGGACAGGUAGAGACCUGCAUCAGGACGCUCGCCAUGACAGCUAAGAGUCGCUCCAUCGCUCUCCCUCUGGACCUGGAUGCUCAGAUCAACUCCAUGUUGUCCACGUCUGCUCUGAACUCUCUGUCCCGCUCCAACCCAAACUACAAGUCCUCCUCCCGCUCCUCCAGACCCAUCGCUCCCAGCAACCCCUGGGACUACAAGAACAUCAUCGAGAAACUACAGGACAUCAUUAACACUCUGGAGGAGCGUCUGAAGCCGCUGGUGAACGCUGAGCUCUCUGUGUUGGUCGACGUCCUCCAUCAGCCCGAGCUGCUGUUUCUAGAAGGAACUGACGCCCGGCAGCGCUGUGAGUCCGGAGGAUUCAUCUCCAAGUUGAUCCAGCACACUAAGGCUCUGAUGUCGGCUGAGGAGAAGUUGUGUAUUAAAGUUUUAAGAACUUUGCAGGAGAUGCUGAUCAGGACUCUGGACUUUGAUGAAAAGGGAAUCGCUCUGAGGAAAGUUUUGUUGCAGAACUAUUUGUUCCCCAACAAGAAGAACAACCCGAAGAACGACCUGGCCGAGCUCGGAGCUGCAGGCGGGGAGCAGGAGCGCGACUGGGCGGCCGUGGCAGCAGUUCAGUGUCGUCUGGACCGAGAGGGUGGAACGAAGCUGUUCACUGAUCUGGUGAUGAGCACCAAGAACGACAAGAUCUUCCAGGAGAGCAUCCAGCUCGCCAUCUGUCUGCUGGAGGGAGGCAACACGGAGAUACAGAACUCGUUCUACAAACUGAUGAUGGGCGACAACAAGUCGGAGAAGUUCUUCAAAGUUCUUCACGACCGGAUGAAAGAGGCUCAGACGGACAUUAAAGCCACGGUGUCGGUUAAUGUGGGAGAGAUGACGCACAAAGCCAACGAGAAGGAGCUGGAAGGAGGCAGCUCUACAGCUAUAGUACUUCCUGGUCCAGGAGCUCUGCUGGUCCCGGGUCAGUCUAUCGCUCCGGUCCCGGGCGCUGCCGUCCUGCCGGUUCAGGCAGCGACGGAGCAGAGGGAGGUGGAGACGGAGAUGGGACCGGCUGUGAUCAUCAUGAAGCCCAUCCUGAGGUUCCUUCAGCUGCUGUGUGAGAACCACAACCACGACCUGCAGAACUUCCUGCGCUGUCAGAACAACAAGACAAACUACAACCUGGUGUGUGAGACGCUUCAGUUUCUGGACAUCAUGUGUGGAAGCACCACGGGGGGUCUGGGCCUGCUGGGCCUCUACAUCAACGAAUCAAACGUCCACCUGAUCUGUCAGACCCUCGAGACCCUCACAGAGUACUGCCAGGGGCCCUGCCAGGAGAACCAGACGUGUAUCGUGACACACGAGUCAAAUGGCAUCGACAUCAUCACGGCUCUGAUCCUGAACGACAUCAGUCCUCUGUGUCGUUAUCAGAUGGAGAUGGUGCUGCAGCUGAAGGACAACGCCUCCAAACUGCUGUUGGCUCUGAUGGAGAGUCGCCAUGACAGCGAGAACGCCGAGAGGAUCCUGUUCAACCUCCGACCCCGAGAGCUGGUGGAGGUGAUAAAGAAGGCGUACCAUCAGGAGAGUGAGUGUGAGGAGUUGGAGGUUUCUCCCCGCGAGGUGGGACACAACAUCUACAUCCUGGCUCAACAGCUGGCGAGACACAACAAAGUCCUGCAGAACCUCCUGAAAUCACUGAAGAAGAGCAAAGAGGGAGAGGAGGGAAUCUCCUCCAUGCUGAACCUGAAUAAUCGUCCUCUGUCUCAGAUGUUGAAGUCUUCAGCUCCAGCUGUUGUGGUCGAGCAGGAUCCUCUGGAGUACUACGAGCUGCUCACCUCACAGAUAGAGAUCGUGCGCGAGGACCGCAGCAUGGAGCAGAUCGUGUUUCCCGUUCAUCCGAUCUGCGAGUUUCUGACCGAGGAGUCCAAGUGCCGAGUGUUCAACACCACAGAGCAGGACGAGCAGGGGUCAAAGGUCACGCACUUCUUUGAACAGACGUCUUUCCUGCACGGAGAGAUGGAGUGGCAGAAGAAGCUGAGGAGUAUGCCCGUGUUGUUCUGGUUCUCCAGGAGGAUGUCUCUGUGGGGAACGAUCUCCUUCAACCUCGCCGUCUUCAUCAACCUCAUCAUCGCCUUCUUCUACCCCUACAACUCAGGACAAGUGGGAGCGAUCGAUGACUCCUUGCUCCUGAUGUUGUUCUGGAUCCUGACCGGCCUCUCCGUGUUGGGUUUGUUCUCUCAGCGUUACGGGCUGCAGCCUCUGACCCUCGCUCUGAUCCUCAGGUCCAUCUAUCACCUGGGCAUCGGAAACACGCUCAUCCUGCUGGGCUCGCUCAAUGUGAGAAACACUACAUUACCCAUCCACCACCUGUGA
Molecule: messenger RNA, 4471 nt
Organism: Labrus bergylta (ballan wrasse)
Lineage: Eukaryota; Metazoa; Chordata; Actinopteri; Labriformes; Labridae
Source: RefSeq, a predicted model, not a curated record